UUUUUUUUUUUUUCUUAUAUUUCAUAUAAACAAGGAUGUUCGCUUUAAAGACAGCAGCAAACAAGGUUGCUUUACCUGCUACUCGUAUUGCUUCUCGUAGAUGUGUUUCUUCUUGCGCCACUAAGACUGCCUUCUUAUCUACUCGUAUGGCCCUUAGUGCUGGUAACAAGUUUGUAAGUAUACGCUCUUCCCCCCCCCUUCUUUUUCAUUAUAGCUUAAAUAUAGAUAAUAUAAAUAUAUAUAUUAUUUACUUAUCAAAAAAACACACACACAUGAUAGACUGCCAAUCUUCUUAAAGAAGCUUACGUUUCUGCUGCUCCUUCUCGUUUGAUGUUUUUUGGUCGUCGCCAUAUGGCUACUGAUGCAGGAGGUAAAUUUUUACGUGGUAAGCCACACGUCAAUAUUGGUACAAUUGGCCACGUCGAUCAUGGUAAAACUACUUUGACCGCAGCUAUUACCAAGACUUUAGCCGCUAAAGGUGGUGCUCAAUUUAUGGAUUACAAUCAAAUUGAUAGGGCCCCUGAGGAAAAGGCUCGUGGUAUUACUAUUUCCACAGCUCACGUUGAAUACGAAACACCUAACCGUCACUAUGCUCAUGUCGAUUGUCCUGGUCACGCAGAUUAUAUUAAGAACAUGAUUACUGGUGCUGCUCAGAUGGAUGGUGCUAUCAUUGUAGUCUCUGCAACAGAUGGUCAAAUGCCUCAAACUCGUGAACAUUUAUUAUUAGCUCGUCAAGUCGGUGUUCAAAACUUGGUUGUCUUUGUCAAUAAAGUAGAUCAGAUUGAUGAUCCUGAAAUGCUUGAACUCGUUGAAAUGGAAAUGCGUGAUCUUCUUUCUGAAUACGGAUUUGAUGGUGAAAAUACACCUAUUAUCAAGGGUUCUGCUCUUGCCGCUCUUGAAGGACGUGAUCCUGAAAUUGGCGAAAAGGCUAUCGAAGAAUUAAUGGAAGCUGUUGAUUCAUACAUUCCUACCCCAGUUCGUGAUUUAGACAAACCUUUCUUGAUGCCCAUUGAAGAUGUGUUUUCUAUCUCAGGUCGUGGUACGGUUGCUACGGGUCGUGUUGAACGUGGUACUGUCAAUAAGGGUCAAGAAGUAGAAAUUGUGGGUAUGGGACCUACGAUCAAGACCACUUUGACAGGUAUUGAAAUGUUCCGUAAAGAAUUAGAUCGUGGUGAAGCUGGUGAUAACAUGGGUGCUCUUUUGCGUGGUAUUAAACGAGAACAAAUUCGUCGUGGUCAAGUUAUGUGUGCCCCUGGUACAGUCAAGUCUCAUAAGAAAUUCCUUGCACAAAUCUAUAUUUUGACAAAGGAAGAAGGAGGUCGUCAUACUCCAUUUAUUAAUAACUAUCGUCCUCAAAUGUUUGUUCGUACCACAGAUGUUACCGUCAGUCUCACACAUCCUGAAGGCACUGAAAAUCCUGAUGAAAAGCUCAUUAUGCCUGGUGAUAACGUAGAAAUGCAAUGUGAACUUAUUCAUGAUGUUGCUCUUGAAGAUGGUCAACGUUUCACCAUUCGUGAAGGUGGUAAGACUGUAGGUACUGGUGUUGUUACUAAGAUUAUUGAGUAAAGGGAAAGGAUGAAAAUUUAGGGUUUUUUUGAUUUUUUUUAUCUCUUUUACCUUACUUCUUUGCUCUCUCUCUCUCUCUCUCUCUCUCCCUCACUCUUUUUCUUUGUAUAUCUUGAAUUUUUAUUUUAUUUUGUUUUAUUUUUUUUUUUAUUUCAG
Molecule: messenger RNA, 1722 nt
Organism: Cokeromyces recurvatus
Lineage: Eukaryota; Fungi; Mucoromycota; Mucoromycetes; Mucorales; Mucoraceae
Product: elongation factor Tu
Exons: 4
Coding region: 331-1566 (411 amino acids)
Biological process (GO): mitochondrial translational elongation
Cellular component (GO): mitochondrion
Molecular function (GO): GTP binding; GTPase activity; translation elongation factor activity
Source: RefSeq, a predicted model, not a curated record